Molecule: messenger RNA, 3833 nt
Organism: Chrysochloris asiatica (Cape golden mole)
Lineage: Eukaryota; Metazoa; Chordata; Mammalia; Afrosoricida; Chrysochloridae
Gene: MARK4
Product: MAP/microtubule affinity-regulating kinase 4
Exons: 18
Coding region: 180-2246 (688 amino acids)
Biological process (GO): intracellular signal transduction; protein phosphorylation; microtubule cytoskeleton organization
Cellular component (GO): cytoplasm
Molecular function (GO): protein serine/threonine kinase activity; tau-protein kinase activity; ATP binding
Source: RefSeq, a predicted model, not a curated record
UCGGCGUCCCCUUCCCUCCCCCGCCCUGCCCCCUCUUCCGCGACGCGGACCCGGGCGUCCCCAGCGCCCAGCGUUUUGAGCUCGCAACCCCAGGCAGGCGGGGGGGGAGGGGAAGAGAGGGGACCCUUGGACCCCUGCCCCCCCCACCGGCCGCUCCCGCCCCCCGGGACCCGGAGAAGAUGUCUUCGCGGACGGCGCUGGCUCCGGGCAACGAUAGGAACUCGGACACGCAUGGCACCUUGGGCAGUGGCCGCUCCUCUGACAAAGGGCCAUCCUGGUCCAGCCGCUCCCUGGGUGCCCGCUGCCGGAACUCCAUUGCUUCCUGUCCGGAGGAGCAGCCCCAUGUGGGCAAUUACCGCCUGCUAAGGACCAUUGGGAAGGGCAACUUUGCCAAAGUCAAGCUGGCUCGGCACAUCCUCACUGGCCGGGAGGUUGCCAUCAAAAUCAUUGACAAAACCCAGCUGAACCCCAGCAGCCUGCAGAAGCUGUUCCGAGAAGUUCGCAUCAUGAAGGGCCUAAACCACCCCAACAUCGUGAAGCUCUUCGAAGUCAUCGAAACUGAGAAAACGCUGUACCUGGUGAUGGAAUACGCAAGUGCCGGAGAAGUGUUUGACUACCUCGUGUCACAUGGCCGCAUGAAGGAGAAAGAAGCUCGAGCCAAGUUCCGACAGAUUGUAUCGGCUGUGCACUAUUGUCACCAGAAAAACAUUGUACACAGGGACCUGAAGGCUGAGAACCUCUUGCUGGACGCCGAGGCCAACAUCAAGAUUGCCGACUUCGGCUUCAGCAAUGAGUUCACGCUCGGCUCGAAGCUGGACACGUUCUGCGGGAGCCCGCCGUAUGCCGCCCCGGAGUUGUUUCAGGGCAAGAAGUACGAUGGGCCAGAAGUGGAUAUUUGGAGCCUCGGAGUCAUCCUGUACACUCUCGUCAGCGGCUCUCUGCCCUUCGAUGGGCACAACCUCAAGGAGCUGCGGGAGCGAGUCCUCAGAGGGAAGUAUCGCGUCCCUUUCUACAUGUCCACUGACUGUGAGAGCAUCCUGCGGAGAUUUUUGGUGCUGAACCCAGCAAAACGCUGUACUCUUGAGCAAAUCAUGAAAGACAAAUGGAUCAACAUCGGAUAUGAGGGUGAAGAGUUGAAGCCAUACACAGAGCCUGAGGAGGAUUUUGGGGACACCAAGCGAAUUGAGGUCAUGGUGGGUAUGGGCUACACGCGGGAAGAAAUCAAAGAGGCCUUGACCAGCCAGAAGUACAAUGAAGUGACCGCCACCUACCUCCUGCUGGGCAGGAAGACUGAGGAAGGUGGGGACCGGGGUGCCCCAGGACUGGCCCUGGCACGGGUGCGGGCGCCCAGCGAUACCACCAACGGAACCAGCUCCAGCAAAGGGGCCAGCCACAGCAAAGGGCAGCGGGGCUCCUCCUCCACCUAUCACCGCCAGCGUCGGCACAGUGACUUCUGUGGCCCGUCCCCCACGCCCCUGCACCCCAAGCGCAGCCCGACUAGUACCGGGGAGACAGAGCUGAAGGAGGAGCGCCUGCCGAGUCGGAAGGCGAGCUGCAGCACCACGGGUGGCGGGAGUCGAGGUUUACCCCCAUCCAGCCCCAUGGUCAGCAGCGCCCACAACCCCAAUAAGGCUGAGAUCCCCGAACGGCGGAAGGAUAACACGAGCACCCCUAACAACCUCCCUCCCAGCAUGAUGACCCGAAGAAACACCUAUGUUUGUACAGAACGCCCGGGAGCUGAGCGCCCCUCCCUGUUGCCAAAUGGCAAAGAAAACAGCUCGGGCACCCCACGGGUGCCCCCUGCCUCCCCCUCCAGUCACAGCCUGGCUCCUCCAUCAGGGGAGCGGAGCCGCCUGGCUCGCGGCUCUACCAUCCGUAGCACCUUCCACGGCGGCCAGGUCCGGGACCGACGGGCAGGGGGUGGAGGAGGUGGGGGCAUACAGAAUGGACCCCCUGCCUCACCCACACUGGCCCAUGAGGCCGCACCCCUGCCCGCUGGGCGGCCUCGCCCCACCACCAACCUCUUUACCAAGCUGACCUCCAAACUGACCCGAAGGGUUACCCUCGAUCCCUCUAAACGGCAGAACUCUAACCGCUGCGUUUCGGGCGCCUCUCUGCCCCAGGGAUCCAAGAUCAGGUCGCAGACGAACCUGAGAGAAUCGGGGGACCUGAGGUCACAAGUUGCCAUCUACCUUGGGAUCAAGCGGAAACCGCCCCCCGGCUGCUCCGAUUCCCCUGGAGUGUGAAGCUGACCAGCUCUCGUCCUCCUGAGGCCCUGAUGGCGGCCCUGCGCCAGGCCACAGCGGCUGCCCGCUGCCGCUGCCGCCAGCCACAGCCGUUCCUGCUGGCCUGCCUGCACGGGGGUGCGGGCGGGCCCGAGCCCCUGUCCCACUUCGAAGUGGAGGUCUGCCAGCUGCCGCGGCCGGGCCUGCGGGGUGUUCUCUUCCGCCGUGUGGCGGGCACUGCCCUGGCCUUCCGCACCCUCGUCACCCGCAUCUCCAACGACCUCGAGCUCUGAGAUGUCCUGGCCCUGGGCCCUUUCCUCAUCCUCUCUCGUGCCCUCCCUGGCUUCUCCAAGGUGGGGAGAGGGGUAGGGAAGGGGCUAUCCCUUUGUCUUCACCUCAGUUUCCCUGAAUGAGAUUUGGUGGCGGAGAUUGUUCCCUCUGCUGUUCUCUGGGGGUCACUUGGCACAGGAGAAGGCGGGGGCCUUAGGGGUUAGGGGGCAGCUGGCACUUUCCUAGCGCCUCCAGCCAGCCUGGACCCCCUUUCCCUGACAUGGGGCACCUGAGGAGACUUUGGGGGACAGCUCAGGAGCAGUAAGGGACUCUGGGCACACACUUCCAUUCCUCACAACAGCUGGAGAUACUGGCCUGGGGCAGGGCAAACCACUGAAGCUAAAGACUGGAGAAUUGGGGGGCUGGAAGUGAGGUUCAGAGGCAGAUUCCUUCCCAUUGUCCCUCCCCCUAUGCUCGAACCCCAUUCCUGUCCCAGGCUGGCGCAGGGCACUUUGUACAAAUCCUUGUAAAUACCCCCUACCCCUACCCCUACCCCUACCCCUGCAGAGAUGUCCUGAGGAGCAGCUGCAGUUGCUUCUGGGUUUUUAAGUUAUUAUACCCCACCUUCCUCCCGUCAGCCCACUCACCUGCAGCCUGUUGCCCAAUAAACUUAGGACAGUCCCCCCCUGUGCUGAACCCAGGGUGUUCCUUCCCUGCCCUCACCUGCAAGGGAGAUGAAGAGGAGGUGUGUGACUUUGGGCCAGUGAUAUUUUCUCCUUUCUGAGCCUCCAUUUUCUCAUCUGCAGAAUGGGAGCAAGGGUUGGGGGGUGAGAGUCGAGGCUGAUUGUGGAAGAAAGUGAGACAGACCUGGGCCUCAUCCACAAGACCCCCAGAUCCUGUGUCAGGGGCCCCCUGUUCGUCCACUCACUUGCCCACCUGCCCGCCUGCCAUGUUACACUGGACUCUCAACCACUUCUUACUCCAGUAGUACAUUUAUUCAAUAAAUAGUCCUUAACCAGUAUCUGCUCUGUGCCUAGCCCAGUGCUGGACAUGGAGAUCCGAGAAGCCCCUGUCUAAGGGGACGUGGGUUCUGGAAAAAUCAUGAAAGAAACCCAAUUCCUUUGGGGCCCAAAAGAGGGUAUUUGGGAGGUUCUAGAAGAAAUGCUGGCAUGUGGGGGCUCUGAAGGAUGAGUAGGAGUUCACCUGGCAUUGACCUAGCUUGGGCAAAACCCUGGAGGUGGGGUCGUUCAUCUUCAGGGAACGUUAGGUGAAUUCACUGUGGAUGUUUUGUGUGGGGUGGGUGGAGAAUUGACAAGAGAAAUGAUGUAUUAGGAUUAA